Molecule: messenger RNA, 603 nt
Organism: Protopolystoma xenopodis
Lineage: Eukaryota; Metazoa; Platyhelminthes; Monogenea; Polystomatidea; Polystomatidae
Source: the annotation of a GenBank genome assembly
AUGCUGUUGACCGCCACCGGAGGGGCUGUGGCUUUGGUCUCUGAACUAUGGCCCAAUCAAGUGUCUUGUCUUCACCGGCAUCAUGGAAAUCAUUGCCAUGUAAUUUUCCGUUGGACCGAUGAUCGCUUCAAAACGGAUGCUACAGACCGCGCCCAGGUUGCCGACCACUUAGGCGUUACUCUAAUUGUUGCUGAGAUGCUGCGCAAGCCACGGCAGAAGUACGUCUCCUGUUGGGCUGAAGACGACGCAGAGACAAAACAGGAGGCUGCUCGACAAGCCGGUUCGAAGCUCGACGCCAUUCCUCCUUUUGGAGAGUCUUCUUCUAUCGCUAGACGCCGGCGGCUGCAGAUUGGUACUGAUAUGACUGGCAUCGGGAUGCAAUACUGCCAUGCCAGGCUCUGCAGCCUUGAAGAGAGGUUCAUCAAAAUGGGUGAUGCAUCUCGUUUCCUCUCUUCCGACACGAUAUCUGCGCCCUCUCCUAGCCGCCCUUCCAUAGACUACAGCAGUCUUGCGCAAGUCGUGUGCCAAUUAAGCGAGAAUUCGUGGUCCAAUCUCACAUCGCGGACAGAACUUGUGGACCUUGAGACGACUCUGAAAGAGUAA